Penicillium pulvis is the source of this 501-nucleotide messenger RNA. RefSeq lists its product as uncharacterized. Gene Ontology annotation, molecular function: DNA binding. The transcript has a single exon. Lineage: Eukaryota; Fungi; Ascomycota; Eurotiomycetes; Eurotiales; Aspergillaceae. The record is from RefSeq and is a predicted model, not a curated record. Bases 1 to 501 code for a protein of 166 amino acids.
AUGCCACCAAUUCGCUCUGAAUCCUGGCAGAAAUCGGCCAACCAAGAGGGAAAAAUCUUAUUAGCCCUUAAGGAUAUUAAAAAUGGCCGCAUCCUGUCUAUCCGCGCAGCAGCGAAGCUAUACGAAAUACCACGCGCUACGCUCCAAACACGAACUCAAGGCGUAGCCUCUAUCGUGGAGAGACGCCCCCCUGGUCAUAAAUUGACCCAAUUGGAAGAGGAUUCGCUUACUGAGUGGAUUCUCUCUCUGGAUACGCGUGGAGCAGCACCUAGGCCAGCUACUGUGCGAGAAAUGGCCAAUAUCCUACUAGCUGCACGCGGUAAUAACCCUCCGGCUACUAUAGGCAAAAAUUGGCCAUCAGCCUUUAUUCAGAGGCGUAACGAGCUUCGUACACGCUUCUCAAGACGUUAUGACUACCAGCGUGCACUAAACGAAAACCCAAAAUCGCUACAAGAGUGGUUUAAAACUAUACAACGCAUUAUCGACGAGAACGGUAUAUAA